AUGUUCUCAAGUACCUGUGAUUACACAAAGUUAAGGUUGAAUAUCAGACUUUGUAUUCAACGACUUGAAUAUGUUCAAAAAAAGAAAUCUGAAAUAUCAAAGGGAAUUCGUCGAGAAAUCGCGGACCUUUUGAAAGAUGGAAAGGUUGACAGAGCUCGCAUUAAAGUCGAACAAAUCAUUCGGGAUGACUACUGUGUGGAAGCCAUGGACAUUAUACAGUCAUAUCUUGAGACGUUAAACGCGCGAUUCGGGCUAAUUCAAGAUGCAAAGCUGCCAGAUGCAUCUCUUGAGACACCAAUCGCGACUAUACUAUGGUCCAAAUCACGAAUUAAAAAUGAGAUUCCUGAGCUAGAUAUUGUCGGUCAGCAGCUCGCCAUUAAGUUUGGUAGGAAUUACGUCCGUGAAUGUUGUGAGAAGGCUAACAUGGUCAAUCGUACCGUCAUGACAAAAUUGAAUUCUAUCGUCCCUGGGGCGAAUUUGGUUGAAAUGUACUUGGUUGAAAUCGCGAAAAGUUAUGAUGUUAGUUUCACUCCCGACACACAUGUCAUUUGCGACUCUAAUCUAAUGUUCAACGAUAACUUGAUUGAAUUCAAACCUGAUAGUUCUGUUGGGUUACCUAGUAUGCCAUCCAACUUUGGAGCAUGCAGCAUGCCAUGGGCAACUACAUCGAUGUCCGAUAAAGCUCCUUAUCCUACGGAAUUUAUCAAUGAAACUAAGAUUCCAUCAGGCAUCCCGUCAAAUGAAACAAUGCCCUCAAACACAACCACAACCAAUGGCGAUACAGUUAUGCCACCGCCAUAUGAUAUGUCUGUAUGCAAUGGUCAAAAUACUGUCGUACCAUUUAAUUACCCUGGUCCUUCGUUUCUACCACCUCAAGAUAGUUUCACAACACUUCCUCCAGGUAGCUUCGCUAUGAUUCCACCAAUGAAUGGACCUAGUAAUCCCCCUCCGGAUGAUGAAAAAGCAGAUUUCGACACUCUGGCGGAACGCUUUGAAAAACUUAAAAAAAAGUGAUAAAUUUUGUUCUCAUAUGUUGAUACAGAUGUUUUUGUUUUGUUUUCAACUUCACUACACAUCAUUAUGCUUGAUCUCUGCUGUAUUUUUAAAAUGAACCUCUAUUUUUUAAAAAAAAUGACUGCAUGAUAUGUAAGUCUAUAUUUUGUUUCCUUAGUUGAUAAUUUACAUAUACAUACAUAAUUAUUUUCUAAUCAAAUAAAGUAAUCGAAUCUAUACUUAUAUUGUAUCACUUUGUUCUAUUCUCACUGUAUUCAAUUACGUUCGUUUAUAGUGAGUGAAUCGAUAAAGGUCAUCUACAAAUUGGUUAUGGUUGAUUAAUUUCUACACUGUAGUGUGUAUUUUGCCUUUUUUAAAUCAAGGAAUACAGGUAAUUUAAGAAAGUAACUCAUUAGUUGUUAUAUUUCUAAAUGAAAUUAGAACUCUUGAUUACGGUUGGCAUACUCUGUUUAUUUUUUAUUCUAGCGGGAGUAAUCGGUAUCUACGUAUAGUGGUAUACAGGACUAUAGAGUCAUUGUUUUACGAACUCUUGUUCCCUCAGUUAUACCCUACUGACUGAUUAUACGUAUACUUACAUGAAUAAGGACUAAUUCUUAGUCAGAUAGUGGUCCUACUGUUUGUGACUGAUUCGACCAGGACGUGUGGGUAUAUUUGUCUAUUCGCGCGCCUCAGUUGCUCCCGUAUUUGACUGAUCAGUUUUCAUUGUAACACGAAUGAUUACAAACGUAGAUUAGUAAAUUCAUUGUUGUUGCAUUGUAGUCACCGUAUCGUCACAAUUAGUACGGAAUUAACAAGUUGACGUAGCAUUCUAUAAUCAACUUUAUUGCAAUAAUUCACCAAUUAUUUUUGUAAUGAAUGUGGUAGUACUCUAAUUUAUGCUUUCUGUUUAUACCUUCGAUUAGUAUGUCAGUAAAUAAACGUGCAAGUUCAAACCAACUGGAAUAUUUACAAUAUUUCUUGAGGUAUCCUCCAAUAAGGGCACGGAGCAAUUAAAAGAUGAAUUCAAAGGGGCCAUUUAGUACUAUACUAAAAUAAUAUCGCUUAUAUAUUGACUGAUCAAGUGUAUAUCAUGUUCGGACAUCGAAAGGACGAUUUACUGACGUAAUAUAGAUGUAAAUUUCAGAUUUUUAACUUUUUAUAAAAACGUUUGAUAUAUCUAAAUGUGCAAAAUCGAAUUAUACUAUUCGGCUAAGCACUCUAGUAUCGAUCUAUUUCCGUAAUCCGCACCUAGUUUCAUGCGUGUCGCUAACUUCUUUUACUUGGUUUUUUCAUGGCUUUUCUGAAUCCUUGCAACAAACUACUCGGUUUUUCAUUCAUCUAGAUUGUUUCUGUUUUAGAGUAACAGUGAAUUUCUGUGUUCGGAUGAGAAGCUCCGAUGAGUUGGCUAAAGCUUCUAUGCCACUUUUCUAUCUCAUUGUUCAUCUUGACAUCUUCAAAAAACGGAGCUUUAGUACAUUCCUCAGUACAAUUAGGAAAACUGGCUGCUUCUUUUGCAUCUGUUUCGUCCCCUUAUCGUCUGAUGUCUGUGAAAUAAUUUGUUGACUUGGAUUUCUUUAUUCUAUUUGUAGAAUGGUGACUCCAUUAGACUCAAAUAUAGUUACACCUGAGACCGAUGCAAAGCUGAUGCUCCAUCUUUCGUAUGAUGUUGAAGGUUCGUCGGUUACUGUGGAUUCCACCUUACAUAAAUACAAGUAGGGAAAGUAACCACACACUAAUCGUGUGUGACGAGAGUAUCGACAAACAAGAGCUGUUGAACAGUCUCGAUGACGUUCACCCAGCUAUUAAAUUCACCAUCGAAGAGGAGAACGACAAUAGCAUAGCUUUCCGUGAUGUCCUAAUUUCUAGAAUGAUAGACGGUCUCAUAAAAGGAAAUGUAUUUAUAGAGAAUAGAUGGAAAGGUCAGUAUACCCAUUACCAUAGCUUUACACCUCUUUAAUACAAAAUAGACAGAAUCAAACUCCUAUGUUCUGAAAAUUGUGUAGAUUAUGAAACCGAUAACCUGAAAAGCACAUUUCGAAAUGAUUUCGUCAUAAAAAUUCUACUAGGUAUUAAAAAAAGCUGUGACACGGUCAGUAAAAGAAACCUGACUCAAACUGAGUUUUAAAGGAGACAUAGUGGGUGACAUUUUAAAACAUUGACGUUUUACGCCGCCAAGUUACAUACAAUUUUCUCAAUCAAACAAGUACUUACACAAAAAAUUAAGGAUAGCUUACCGAUGAUGGGCUCCUUCAUGUGGGUAUACCGAUUCAACUGCUCCUGUAGAGCCAGUUACAUAGGCCGUACUCAGAUGGCCUUAUCCUUGAGUGUUCGUGAACAUGUACAAGCAUGGUUGGGAAGAGGAAUCACUAAAUCAAUUAAUAGUACCAUUCUUUCUCACUUAGUAGGUAGUGAACAUCAUGCGAAGAUAGAUGAGGCUUUAUGUCAAUUUCCAAAGAAUCUACCUGAAGGAGCUAGAUUACGGCCCUUCUACGUAUACAGCCUUUAUAUUUACCUUGGCCCACGACUGGAUCACCGGAUACCUAAACUGGAUAUUAUAAACCGCUUGUCGCCCCUCCCAAUUCCUUUCGUGUUUAUAUCUUAAUCUUCACACUCAUCUUUCCCAGUUCACAUGAAUUCUUUUUUAUCGUAAUUACUUUGAUAACACUCCUCUUAUUACACACAACGAAAUUACUAUUACCUCGAUUGAUAAGACGAAAUUCUCCUACGAUGCAUUUUACUCACAUGAUUUGUUGAUUUUGUUAUAUUACCAUUAUUUUGAUUAUGACUUGACACUUUGCUACAAAUCAUUCUGAGAGUUAUCAAAUGACCUUUCUAAUUUACAAAUAACACAACUUUGGGAUAUUUAUGUCGUAACAGAUGCAAACGCUCACCAUUCUUAACAUAUAACAUUGUCAAAUUCCGAUAAUGCAAUUGGAAGACGAAGUUUGUCAUUGCUUUAUCGAAAUUUAUCAAAGGGACUAAUUGUUGUAAAUUGUCAAAUUCAAUAAUGUAUACCUUAAUCUGACCUUUUUAAAAUAUAAUUAUAGACUGGAAACAGUCCUGAUGAUGAAGUUAUUCAAAACAAUUCCAUCGAAUAUUUUUCCUCUACUAUUUUCUUGGUAAUUUUAUUACGUUGUACUGAUUUGGUACCCAUACUGGGGGUAACACACUUUUAUGUCCAAUUCUAUGUUGAUUAUGAUUAACUGGCAUGAUUUAUUUGAUUAAACAAAAAUGUCCAAACGAAUUAAUAUUAUUCGAUUCUAAUAAAUAGACUGGAUUCUUUUGAAGUUAUGCUAAUUUUGGGUCAUCCUACUAAUGGAUUCACCAGAAUGUUAUGGGCAAAUCUACUAUGCUCCCUAGACAGUCAUACAAUCAAUUAUUUUGAAAAUCUUAACGAUAAGCUAUUAUAGAACUCAAGCUUUUAGAAAUGUGCACAUUGAUCAGACGAAAAUCUAAUGUAUGCUCAUGAAGUAUGAAAGUUAAUGAAACAGUCAAAACACUAUUUGCCGGUAACGACUAUAAUUUUUGCUAAAUUUUUAUGGAUGAAUAUUGCAAUAAUUAUAUAUAAUAAGAUAUUAGGCAUGUUAAAUCAGAAUUACUAUACAUUAAAAGGAUAACAUUGACAGACUUUGUAUUAAUCUAUAGACAAAAAAACAACUGACAAUUUGUUGAAUAUUCUGUGAAUUUAUUUCAUCCAAUGUAGCUUGAAAUAAAUUGGAAAUCAUGGGAGUGAGGAAACUAAAAAAGUUUAAAUCUAGCGAUUACUUACUGGAAUUAUACUGAACUGCUGUACUUCAGCGAGGUUGAUGGUGACCUUCCAGAUGUUUCACCAGUGAGUAUACUCGAACUUUCGUACUUUUUAAAAUAUCUGAGUACAGAUUCACUGACAUUAUGAAACAACAAUCUAAAAAUUAUGUGAGUGAAACUCGGGAAAUUUGUACGAAAAAAUGCUUAUUAUUUGGUAGAUUAUUAAUCAUAUAGUUUAGUUGCGAGUUCACGUUAAACAAAAGAAAAAUAAAAGAAUUGUCACUAAACAAGAUUUAGAAUACGAUCUCCACUAAGAAUAGGCUUUUCGUAUAAUUCCGUGUCCAUACCAUGUCAUUUUGACCGUAUGCUACAACUGUAAACUUCUUAUCCGUUCUGAGCAAUUUAAUCACAGCAUAAAAAUUUUCUGGACAAAGACAGGUAUUAAGUUAAUUUUGACUGACAUUACUUUUUUCAGAUUUUGUACUGAAGGAUAGUCACUGUCUUCUUAUUAAUAUUUCAAUAUAUAAUAUAGUUGGACGGAAUUCUCUAAAUUAAUUCAUUUUACACAGCACAUCAUGUAGCAAUGAAAACUCAUAUGAACAUGGUAUAGUGAGUUCUCAUGAUUUCGACUUUCAUUGACAAUUAUUCUUGUUAAUAACCAUACUUAUAUUUUGGAAUUCUGUGUUGUUUUAAAUUAGUUUAUUUGAUGUGGUUCAGAAGACAGAUUUGUCCAGAGGAGUAAUCAUAUUACUCAGUGAUUAAACACAGGGAUGUAUACCAGGAUUUGAGACAUACCUAGUCAUCAAGGUGGAGCAGAGUCCUUACCUUCGACCUAACUAUUGAAAGCUGAAUACACUAAGCAAUUAAACUAUUUCCAAGUGGGAACUCUGUCGAUAGAAAGAUCUAGUAAUUUGUAAAUAAUUGUCUAACUGAUCUUUCACCCUUGGAAUUUAUUCCGAUGAUUUUGUUUCCUAAGAUGGUGCAGAAGUUUUGUACCUCAGAUAGACAAUUUCGAUAGAUCUUCGUUCUUUGAGCUGUAAACUACCAAAAGAGGUUGUUUUCUGGCAAGACAAUCGAAAUCACACAAUUAUAACAUAUACAUAUGUGAAUGUGAUAUCUUCAAAAGUUAAUAUUUUCCUCUCAAUUACAAUCAUACAUCAUUAAAAUUGAAUGCAUUCAAAAAAACUGCAUACUUAAUUUUGUUACAGUCUUUAGGUUGUAUACUUCUAGUUAUGCCUAACUAUUCUAUUUAAAACUAACCAAUUCAAUCUUUAAAUGAAUUGAAUAUACAAAACGCACGAAAGAAACAUUGUAACGAUUAUGUUGUUUGGGUACAUUUUAACUUGUUAACUGAAUUAUUUGAUAGAAAUAUACCACUAACAUAAAUUUGCUGGUUCUUAGCUUGAAAGUUAUGUAGAAAAAAUCACUUGAAGCUUUUAAUGCUUUAUUACAAGUAUUAGCCCUUUUUUCUUCUAAGUAUUCACAUGAUUGCUGUUUUUACAAUAAAAUAACAAAAAAGAACAAAUGGAAACAACACAAUAACGUAAAAUAUUUUCAUGUGCGCUUGUUUUUGUUGUUGAAUGAAGUAUUACGUCAAUCACAAGGAUAUUGUUUCUGAAUCAUACCAACAUUAUUUUAGUAUUUUAAUUGAGUUUAUAUUAGUCUCAUUAGGUUUUCACUAAUUGUAAAUUCAGUGUUUGUCUUAUAAUGUCUUUAUUAUAAAUGUUCCUCUUAAUCUGAAGAUUUUUUAAUAAGACAGAUUUAGAUCGUUAACUUUUUUAUUAUUUCUCCUUAUUAAUAGUUUUGCAAAUUCUGCACUGUUUAUUAUACAUAGGAUAAUGGUUGGCAGCCGAAUGC
This is a messenger RNA of Schistosoma curassoni, 6597 nucleotides long. The record is from the annotation of a GenBank genome assembly. Lineage: Eukaryota; Metazoa; Platyhelminthes; Trematoda; Strigeidida; Schistosomatidae.